GUACCAUCCACCCCGACAACUCCCAAGGACGAUCGACCACCUUUCGCACUCGCCAUGCCUCCCAAGUUCGACCCCAAUGAGGUGAAGAUCAUUCACCUGAGAGUGACUGGUGGUGAGGUCGGAGCCCAGUCUGCUCUGGCUCCCAAGAUCGGUCCCCUCGGUCUGUCUCCCAAGAAGAUCGGUGAAGAUAUCGCCAAGAACACUGGUGACUGGAAGGGUCUGCGUGUCACCGUCAGACUCACCAUCCAGAACCGUCAGGCCGCCGUCUCCGUUGUGCCCUCCGCUUCUUCCCUUGUCAUCAAGGCCCUCAAGGAGCCCCCGCGUGACCGCAAGAAGGAGAAGAACAUCAAGCACAACAAGUCCGUCUCUCUCGAUGAGAUUGUCGAGAUUGCCCGCCAGAUGCGCCACCGCUCUCUGGCUAAGGAGCUCAAGGGUACCGUCCUUGAGAUCCUCGGUACCGCCUUCUCCGUCGGUUGCCAGGUCGAUGGCCGCAGCCCCAAGGAUGUCUCUGACGACAUCAAGGCUGGCGAGAUUGACGGCUUAUUUUACGCAGAGGAGAUCAAAUCUUCUGACCCGUUACUCACCGCUGCAUUCUUGAAGGGAGCUCAGCUUCUGACAGUGGAUGUGGUGGUCCAUAUUACGGUCAACAUUUCGUAACACGUAAUUCAAAUAUUCUUAUCAAAUUCACUAUAAAUUUCAAUCAUAAUCUUGCCUACAAUGAGC
Messenger RNA from Aspergillus aculeatus ATCC 16872, 723 nucleotides. RefSeq names its product 60S ribosomal uL11 domain-containing protein. Gene Ontology annotation, cellular component: cytosolic large ribosomal subunit; ribosome. Bases 55 to 657 code for a protein of 200 amino acids. The record is from RefSeq and is a predicted model, not a curated record. Gene Ontology annotation, molecular function: structural constituent of ribosome; large ribosomal subunit rRNA binding. The transcript is spliced from 5 exons. Gene Ontology annotation, biological process: translation. NCBI's taxonomy places the organism in Eukaryota, Fungi, Ascomycota, Eurotiomycetes, Eurotiales, Aspergillaceae.